Molecule: messenger RNA, 1362 nt
Organism: Synchytrium microbalum
Lineage: Eukaryota; Fungi; Chytridiomycota; Chytridiomycetes; Synchytriales; Synchytriaceae
Exons: 12
Coding region: 1-1362 (453 amino acids)
Molecular function (GO): flavin adenine dinucleotide binding; oxidoreductase activity, acting on the CH-CH group of donors
Source: RefSeq, a predicted model, not a curated record
AUGUCUGCUCACCACCACGUAGCCGCCCAACCCAAACCGGGUUCAAUUAUGCAUGAAUCCGGUAUCAUGAUGUCGCCAAAGGCUGCCGCCAUGCUGGAAAAAGUCAAGGCUUUCGUAGAAACUGAAUGUAUCCCAGCUCAAAAGAUUUGGGAAGAUCAAUUGAACGCUAUGAAGACACGAUGGGAAGCUCCCCCAGCCAUUGAAGAAGACCUCAAGAAGAAGGCUAAAGCUCUUGGCCUGUGGAACAUGUUCUUGACCGAAGAAUACGGAGAACUCGGACCCGGUCUCACCACCAUGGAAUACGCCGUCAUUUGCGAAACUCUAGGAAGAUCUGGCCUCGCCUCAACUGCUACCAACUGUGCAGCCCCAGAUACCGGCAACAUGGAAUUGUUGGCCAAGUUCGCCAGCCCUGCCCAAAAGGAAAAGUGGUUGAAGCCUUUGAUGAAUGCUGAAAUCCGAUCGGCCUUCACCAUGACUGAACCCGAUGUCGCAAGUUCCGACGCUACCAAUCUAAACUUCAAAAUCACAAAGACUUUGGAUGGCAAGCACUACAUCUUGAACGGACGCAAGCACUGGAUUUCAAACUCGUCCAACCCCAAAUGUGAACUCUAUAUCGUGGUUGGAAAGACUGAUGAUAUGGGUGGCCGCCACACUUCGCACUCGGUUGUGUUGGUGCCCAAGUACACUCCAGACCGUAAAUUGUACCCUGGAUUGAAGAUCAUCCGUCAUAUGACUGUCUUUGGUUAUGAUGAUGCACCUCACGGUCACGACGAACUCUUGUUCGAAAACCUCCAAAUCCCAGUUGAGAACUUGGUUCUUGGCGAAGGUCGUGGAUUCGACGUCUUGCAAGGACGUUUGGGUGGUGGUCGUAUUCAUCACUGUAUGAGAACUUUGGGUGUUGCAGACCGUGCCCUCGAAUUAUUUGUCUUGGAAGCCACCAACCCCAAGAAACGACCCUUCAACAAGCUAAAGGGUGAACAAGGAAAGAUUCAGUGGGAUUUGACUGAAGCCAGAAUUGAAUUAGAAAUGUGCAAGCGUUUAGUCUACUAUGCGGCAUCAGCCAUGGAUCAGAAAGGAUUCAAGGACGCUCGUCGUGAAAUCGCCAUGUGUAAGAUCAAGGUUCCUCGUAUGGCUUGUAACAUCAUUGACUCCGCCAUCCAAGUUUACGGAGGUUUGGGUAUCUCUCAAGGUACCGAACUCGCCAAGAUGUGGGCUCACAUCCGUCACUUGCGAUUCGCUGAUGGCCCAGAUGAAGCACACAGCCAGCAAUUGGCAAGAAGCGAGCUCUCUGUCGCAGACAAGCUCCGAGUCAAGUACGAAAUGUACCGUCAACGUGAAGCUGAAUUGAGAGCCAAGUUGUAA